UGCCUUGCUCCUGUUCAACAUCUGAACGGUGGAAUGGUGUAUUCACCAGACCCCAGCCAAUGGUUAUCUAUUACCUGGAGUCAUAUGGUCCUAUACAGUCCACAUUUAUUGCUAUAGAUCAUGUUGAAAUGGACAAAAACAAAAGUGGUGCACAAAUAUCGGUACUCGUAUAGCCAAGUUGUCUCGGCUGAUUUGAUAGUGGCACUCUUGACAAUUGCAAGUCGGGUUCCCCGCGGGGGUGGCAGUGUAAUAUGUUUAAUGUACACACUGCAUAGACGCCUCAAGGUACAGCAACACGCCCCAAUACGUACGGAAUGUCAUACGAAUGGUAUUCAGACAUAUAAAGCACGACGUUCCGUCUUCUUCUACCCAGUCUCCUUCUAUAGCUCUUGUAAAUCACCGAAAUCGAAAUUCGCAUUUGCUUGGGGUAUCAUGGAUCUAGACCUGAUUAGCGACGCGACUGAGGUGCGCGAUACCAAUUAUGUGGCAUUUGUCGGCUUCACUAUCAUGAUAUGGGACCAUUUGGAUACCUUCACGACCGAGGUGGAAUAUGUCUGGCCUCGAGUUGGAGAGAAAAAGCCAAUCGUGUAUCUUUUCUUAAUUAAUCGGUAUCUGAUACCACUAGGUUUCAUUGUCAAUCUAUUCGCCUACCUUCGUAUAGACCAAGAGACGUGCCAGCAUUUUGUCCGUUAUGAAGGUGCAAUGACUAUGAUCGGUAUCAACAUCGUAGGACUAAUGAUGCUUAUUCGGAUAUAUGCAUUGUAUAGAAAUCAAAAGUUCAUUGUAGCAGGCGUUGCAGUGUUGCUACUGAUCGAAAUGGGAACCUACGCUUGGUUAAUGUCUACCGGAAAGCCGGUGCAACACCACCCGAAUAUAAUCUCCUGUACAAUGAUAUUCGGAGAAAAAAAUUCUAUCGCAACAUCGUCAUCUGCUUGGCUUCCCCUAUUAUAUGACACAGUUGUACUCGGCCUCACUCUUGGAGCUACAAUACCGUCUGUCCGCGAUGCCCGAGGAUCAACUACUGUAUAUGUGAUGAGGCGACUAUUGCAAGAUGGCUUGAUUUAUUUCGGUGUAAUUUUUGCGGUAAACUUGGUGUUGUCUCUGAUGAUUGCCGUCGCGGACUCAGGCCUUAAAAAUAUCACUGCACAACUUGAAUUAUUGGUCACUGUCACCAUGAUGUCUCGAAUAACUCUUAAUCUAAUGCAAUCGCCCGACAAGCAUCAGGAUCACAUUGAAGUAUUCCCGCUGAGCUCUGUGCAUUCAAGGGCGUAUCAGUCGAAUACAGAUAAUCAUUCGGGCGAAGCCUGGCGGCCAUAUUCUUUAUCCCUCCCCGCUCCUUUGGUAAAUCCUCCAUCGAUACGUACUCCAACCUCAGGAAAGGGGAGGGAUCAGGACUACGGGGCCCCAGUAGACGAUAUCGAGUUUGAGAGAAGGAGCCUUGCGUUUAGCUCUCAUCCAUAUGCAAUGACACGACCCCUCUAUGAUUAGUGUGGGACACAAAUGAUGCAUCGCAAAGGUUCUGAAACCUUUUUCCUCUUUU
This is a messenger RNA of Lentinula edodes (shiitake mushroom), 1540 nucleotides long. RefSeq lists its product as uncharacterized. The record is from RefSeq and is a predicted model, not a curated record. Lineage: Eukaryota; Fungi; Basidiomycota; Agaricomycetes; Agaricales; Omphalotaceae. Bases 121 to 1488 code for a protein of 455 amino acids. The transcript is spliced from 18 exons.